Pelobates cultripes (western spadefoot toad) is the source of this 19857-nucleotide messenger RNA. The record is from the annotation of a GenBank genome assembly. NCBI's taxonomy places the organism in Eukaryota, Metazoa, Chordata, Amphibia, Anura, Pelobatidae.
GGAGUGCCUUUUUACCCCUGUGUCCCCCCUAUUCCUUGUUACACCCGGUAUCUCCCUCUUUCCUGCCGUCUCGCCCUGUGUCCCCCCUCCAUUACACCGCCCGUUCUCACCCGGUUUUCUCCCUCGGCCUGGGCCCCACAUCCCCGCUUUCUCCCGGUACCCGUCCCCGCCGCCGGUGCUUGGUUGCCAUGGUGACUGCUUACUGGAGCUCCGGGCUCGGCGUGGAGCUCGCACAUUGGCUCAGGCCGCGGGCAGGCAGGAGCAAUAGAGCUCCGAUCAGCUGGCGGGAUGGAUGGGUGAGAGCUGUCACCCUGUACUGCUCGUAUACCCGGCCCUGUACACAUCCUACUGCCCCUGUAUAUCGCCCACUGCCCCUAUAUAUCGCCCACUACCCCUAUAUAUCGCCCUCUGCCCCGUAUAUCGCCCACUGCCCCUGUAUAUCGGCCACUAUCCCUAUAUAUCGCCCACUGCCCCUCUACACCACCUAUACCCUCCCACUGCCCCUCUACACCACCUAUACCCUCCCACUGCCCCUCUACACCUCCUAUACCCUCCUACUGCCCCUCUACACCUCCUAUACCCUCCCACUGCCCCUCUACACCUCCUAUACCCUCCCACUGCCCCUCUACACCUCCUAUACCCUCCCACUGCCCCUGUACACUGCCUAAACCCACCUUCUGCCCCUGAACACCACCUGUAGCCUCCUACUGCUCCUGGACACCACCUAUACCCUCCUACUGCCCCUCUACACCACCUAUACCCUCCCACUGCCCCUCUACACCACCUAUACCCUCCCACUGCCCCUCUACACCCUCCUAUACCCUCCUACUGCCCCUCUACACCUCCUAUACCCUCCUACUGCCCCUCUACACCACCUAUACCCUCCCACUGCCCCUCUACACCUCCUAUACCCUCCCACUGCCCCUGUACACUGCCUAAACCCACCUUCUGCCCCUGAACACCACCUGUAGCCUCCUACUGCUCCUGGACACCACCUAUACCCUCCUACUGCCCCUCUACACCACCUAUACCCUCCUACUGCCCCUCUACACCACCUAUACCCACCUUCUGCCCCUGUACACCACCUGUACCCUCCUACUGCCCCUCUAUACCACCUAUACCCUCCUACUGCCCCUGUACACCAUCUACACCCACCGUCUGCCCCUGAACACCAUCUGUACCCUCCUACUGCCCCUGUACACCACCUGUACCCCCUCCUACUGCCCCUCUACACCACCUAUACCCUCCUCCUGCCCCUGAACACCACCUAUACCCUCCUACUGCCCCUGAACACCACCUGUAACCUCCAACUGCCCCUGAACACCACCUGUAACCUCCAACUGCCCCUCUAAACUACCUAUGCCCACCUACUGCCCCUCUACACCACCUAUACCCUCCAAUUGCCUCUGUACACCACCUAUACCCUCCAAUUGCCCCUGUACACCACCUACAUCCCAUAGCCCUAUACACGGCAGUGAACCUACUACGGCUCCUAUACACUACCUGUAACUUCUCUUGUACACUAGCUGUAACUUAAUACUGCCCCUGCACACCACCCAUAAACGCCUACUGCGAUACACACCUCCUGAAACAUCCUACUGCCUCUGUAUGGUACACAAUGUACACCACAUGUACAUUUCCUACUACCCCUAUACACCUUGUGUAAAUGCAUACUGCUUCCAUCCACCCCUAUGCAUCAUAUACUGUACCUGUACAUCACAUUCUAUGUUCCUACUGGUCAUUCCAUAAAGCCCCUGUAGGUGUACAUCAACUAUCACAACUACAAGGCCUGUUUCGCCCUCUAGACCCGGGGUACAAAAUAGGUAGAUCCCCAGAUGUUAUAGGACUAAAACUCCAUUGAUGCUUUGCAUGUCUUUAGAAUGACAAAGCAUUGUGGAAGCUUUAGUUUUUAAACAUCUGGGGAUUCUACCUUUUGGGCACCCCUGCUCUAGACAGACCUUACAACUCCUACUGGUAAAUUAACUACCCAUUGAAUUCCCAUAGUGCCACAUGAUGCCCAGCACACAUCAUGUACAUCUCUUAAUGUUCACAUAGAUUACUCAUUACUCUUCCCCCUUCUGCUCCUAUAGAUCCCAUCUGGGUUAUAGGGGCCAGUACAUUAUCUGUAGGCCCCUAUAACCCAGAACAACAUUUGCACAUUCCUGAUUGCCCAUGUGGGUAACACUUUACACCUCCGUGAUCUAAUACUCUACCUGUUGGUCCCCCUGCCACCCAGUACCUCCCCUUCUUGUCCAAUAUGUCCCUCUUGUACCCAGUGCGCCAAUACAUACCUAGCACAUCUCCUAACACCCCUUAACUCAGCAUUUAAAACUCAGGACUUAGUAAAAAUUAACCUAAUAAAAGCCCAGCUUGGCAGCUAAUAUGUGUUGCCUGGUUUCUUUAGCUUUAUUUAGCCGUUUUAAUGUACCUCUAGUUUACAAUGAUAGCAAAUAGUUUCUUAUCUUUCUGCAGAAAGCACGGUGCUGACAAGGGUCAGUUGACUAAGGGAACAAAAGUGAAUUUUGAACUUAUUUUGGUCCACCUGGAUCUAAAAGGAGCACCGCCCAAAGUGUCAUAUCUGGCAAAGGUAAUACUGGAAGUGGUAUCGGAUUGUACACUAUUGUCAUUUAGUUUGAUUUUUUUUAUUAUUCAUUUAAUGGUGAAAUCUUUUUGAUUUAAUUUGCAAACGUUGAAUGGAUCCAGGAAUUAAAUUGUCUCACAAUUAAAAAGAUAAACUGCCAUUUUAAAGAAUGUGUAAUGCCACAUAAAAUUUCACCUAUACAUUGUACCAGCGCAUGUAUAACGUGCCCUCGAACCCUUCCCGGCUCUCGGCAUGCCUUGUAAUCCGAGGUCUGUCUGCUAGUUUGCCUGCCUACUGUUGUCCCAUAUCAGGGUAGCUUGUUAUGUUUGCUUGCUUCAAUCCGAUAACAUUACUUUUAAACAUUAGUGGAUGUACUGCCCCUCCUCCUCAUUAGCAUAGAGGGAUUUUGUGAGAAUUCUAUCUUUUUAUAAACAUUAAAUUAUUCUAAGAUCCAUUAUUGGAGCAUUCUGCUCUGCUCACAUAUUAAGAGAGGUUAUCUGAUUGUUUGUGGAAAUAGCAGUGAAACAUCCAAAAACAAACUGACGUGAACUUAACGUGGUGGCAUGAUGUGUCCUCAAGCACCAUCAAAAUAGGAGACAGUAUAGCUACGGGGUUGCGAAAUGUUCACAUUGGCGAGAGUGUUUUUUUUAAUUAUAAUUUAUUUAUUAAGUGCUAACACAUUCCACAGCGCUGUACAUGGUUACAAUUGGUGCACGUCAAAAUACAAAGGUACAGUACAUCUGAGACAGUACAAAACUGACAAACAAAUACAGGAGGAGUUGAGGGCCCUAUUCUCGUGAGAACUUACAAUCUAGAUGGGUUUUAAUUUGAAAUCCAGAAUUCUUUUUUGUCUACCACCAGAUCCUUCCCCUUUUCUCAUCCCUUGGAGCAAAUGGACUGCUAAUAGAAUAUGAAGACACCUUUCCAUAUUUUGGAGAGCUGCUCCCUUUGCGUGCUGCCCAUGCUUACAGGUAACCUUCAAGAAUGUAUAGUUCACUCUCUAAAAAUAAGUAUGACUUUCUGACUUAGCAUUGUUCCAUUGCCUGAGUAAUGGAACAGACGUUUCUUGCACUCAAUGGAUCAAACAAAAAAUGAAGCCAACAUUACCUUGUUUAUAAUAAAGGUUACCUGGGAUGUUAAACUACAAGAGAUGAUUUACCUUAUAGGAAGUUUCUUCAAACCAUGGCCGUUUCAUAAUAGAAAUUAAUAUAUCCUGUUCAUUAAUUUCUGUCUUCCACUCUUAGCCCUGAGGAAAUCUGUGAGAUAUUAAGGCUGGCAAAGCUUCACAACUUGGAAGUCAUUCCAUUAAUACAAACAUUUGGACACAUGGAGGUAGGUAAUGGGUGAGGAUCGGGGCACCACUGAAUGCUGUGUUUAACUUUUUGUCACUAUUAACAUUUGUCUCGUGUGUCAUCUGCAGUUUGUCCUAAAGCACAAGGAGUUCUCUCAUCUUAGAGAAAUCCCAACUUACCCAAACAGCUUGAACCCCCAUAGAGCAGAAUCCCACCAGCUGAUUCAGGCCAUGCUGCAGCAGGUGAUGGACCUGCACCCAGACAUCCAGUGGCUCCAUAUCGGUUCUGACGAGGUACAAUGUCAAGAAACCUCAUGUAGACAGUGGUUUGACCAGAGAUAACAUUAAUCGGUUCUGCCGGUAUGCCCUUUUUAUAAUUUGUAGCUUUUGUAUGUUUGGUGACAGGUCAGCGUGUGUCCUUGCCUCCUACUUUCAGGUCUAUUACCUUGGUGAGGGUGAAGAAUCCAAGUUGCUACGUACAGAGAGAUCCCUCACUGUCGUAAAAAUCUUCUUGUCACACCUCCGAGCUGUGGCUACACAUGUAGUGUCCAGGUUUCCGGGGGUAAAACCCAUCGCCUGGGAUGAUAUGCUUCGCGAAGCCAGUGCAUGCACACUCACGGGUAAGCAGUCCAGCAGAAUUUUGUCAGUGAAUGAAGAAUACAAAGUAAGGCAAGAUGAAGCAAAUCAUGUUCUGUUCUGAACAUUAGAAGCACUUAUCUCUAGGCUUGCAUCACAUCAAAGAGAACCAUCCAAAACAGGAGGUCCCCUCAAUACCAUUCUUUCUCUAUCCAUCGUUCUUAAAAACCUGAAAGGCACAUUUUAUCCUCCCUAAUUAAAAAACACCAUUAGCAAGUUCUUGUCUGAUGACACAAAUGUUUAAUAGUUACUUUGCUAUAAGUCUGUUCUUUUGCCAAUAUUUGUUACAUUUGGUAAAGCUUCACAACAAAUAAACUUACACUGAUCACCCACGUCAUUAAAAGCACUUGCCUCAUAUUGUGUAGGUUCCACUUAUACUGCCAAAACAUCUACCGGGGCAGUCACUUCCUCCCAGCGUCUGACAUCAUCAGAGGGGGCCCGGUCACGCUGUUAAAGCGCUGACUAGGCCCCCUGGAAAUACAUAGCAUCAGGUGGCCCUAACAGCAUGGGCCACCCAAUGGGCCCCUUCAAUUCGGGCCCGGUCGCAACUGCGACCCCUGUGACCGCGGUAGUUCCGCCACUGCAUAUGAGGAAUAGCCCACAAGACCUACCAUUUUGAGAUUUUCUAACUCUGUCGUCUAGCCAUCACUAUUUGGUCCUUGUCAAAGUCACUCAGAUCUUUUCGCUUGCCCAUUUUUCAUGCUUCCAACACAUGAAAUUCAAAAAUGGACAUGCUGCCUAAUAUGUCCCACCCCUUGACAUGUGACAUUGUAACAAUAUAAUCAAUAUUAUUCACUUCACCUGUCAGUGGUUUCAAUGUUGUGUCUGAUCAGUGGAAAUAAUAACAUAAGGAUGUGUUGCAAGACAUUUUCUGUAGCCUAGAGAGACCAGUCAGUUGGUUAAUGCAACAAAUUUAGAACUUGUAACCUGGAGGAUUACAGUGUAUUCUCCCUGCAGGGUCAUCUAAUUCUUUUAUCCUUUUGAUGAUAAAAUAAGUGCCAAUGUAAUGGAUAAUGGACAGUCUCUCGACAGCUGAUAAUUAGUUGUUACUAAGUAUUUUAAUGCCUUUUCAUGAAGUAAUAUAUGCUAUACAAGUCUGACUAUUGUACUUUUAUUUACUGUAAGAACAAUCAGGAUGUGGAAUUCUCUGCCUGAAGAAGUGGUUUUAACAGAGUCCACACAGAUGUUCAAACAGCAACUAGAUGCAUACUUGCAAAAACAGAAUAUUCAAGGAUAUAAUCUUUCAAUGUAGGGUAAUAACUGCUUGAUCCAAGGAUAAAUCUGACUGCCAUUCUGGGGUCAAGAAGGAAUUUUUUUCCUAGCUUGUUGCAAAAUUGUGCUUCAAACUGUUUUUUUUGUUUUUUUUUUGCCUUCUUUUGGAUCAACAGCAAAAAACAAAUGUGAGGAAGGCUGAACUUGAUGGACGCAAGUUUCUUUUCAGCUAUGUAACUAUGUACUGACUAUUGUAUGCUUUCUGACUCACAGCAAUGACACACAUAAUGAUAAUGCUAGACAUAUGCAGUGUAACUAAAUUAUUCUCUAAAAAAUUGUCAAAAGGAAAGAAAUAAAUGCUAUCGACAGAGAAGAAACAAACGCACAGAGCACGCUCACUUUGUUUUCACAUGUUAUAUGCGCUAGUUUAGGGGGUCACCACAGGUAUGAAUGUUCAUUGAGAUGUAAACACUGCCUUCUCAAAUUAAAAGCUGUUUCUCGUAGAGUCCGGAGUCCCGUCUCUGGUGCAGCCUAUGAUAUGGGACUACACCGCAAACCUGGAUGUUGAAAACAGAAGUAAGUCAAUGAGUGUCAGCGGAAGGACCAUUUCUGGAGCAAAGUGCUAAAAGUGUCACAGUUAAUUUCCCCACGUUAGCACUUGGCUCCAAAUUUGCUCUAUAUCAGUGGUUCCAAAACUUUCAAGGGGCCCUUAAUAUUUCAGUAUUUUUCCAAGGCACCCCAAGUCAAAAUUUCUAGGUUGCGUGUCUAUACAGCUCUGUGGCAUUUACUGGCGCUAUAGUGUAAUGUACAGUGUUGGUGUUUGAAGGGGUGCUUGUAUAUAGUUAUUGUGUUUUAAUACAAGGGUGUGUUUGUAAUGUUUGCGUUUGAUUGCAGGGGUUUUGUCUGAAUGUAAUGUUCACUUUUAAAUGCGGAUGUACAUUUGUGUGAAGUAUUUGUGUUUGAGUGAAAGAGUGUGUUUGUAUAUUAUUAUUUUUUUAGUAUGAAUGCAGGAGUGUGUUUGUAUGUAAUAUUUGAGUUAGAUUGCAGGAGUGUGCUUGUAUGUUGUGCUGGUGUUUGACUGCUUGGAUGUAUACACAUACAAACAUCCUUACACAGAUAUUCAUGCGCAUUAAUACACAGAUGCAUAUAAAUACGACACAUACACACAAAUUCAUAUACAGGUGAUACUCGAAAAAUUUGAAUAUCGUGCAAAAGUUCAUUUAUUUCAGUAAUGCAAUGUAAAAGGGGAAACAAAUAUAUGAGAUAGACGCAUUACAUGCAAAGCAAGAUAGUUCAAGCCGUGAUUUGUCAUAAGUGCGAUGAUUAUGGCUUACAGCUCAUGAAAACCCCAAAUCCACAAUCUCAGUAAAGUUGAAUAUUACAUGCAAUCAAUAAAACAAGGAGUGUACAUAGAACAAUAUCGGACCUCUGAAAAGUAUAAGCAUGCAUAUGGACUCAGUACUUUGUUUGGGCCCCUUUUGCAGCAAUUACUGCCUCAAUGCGGUGUGGCAUGGAAGCUAUCAGGCUGUGGCACUGCUGAGGUGUUGUGGAAGACCAGGAUGCUUCAAUAGCGGCCUUCAGCUCUUCUGCAUUGUUCGGUCUCAUGUCUCUCAUCUUUCUCUUGGCAAUGCCCCAUAGAUUCUCUAUGGGGUUCAGGUCAGGCGAGAUUGCUGGCCAAUCAAGCACAGUAAUUCCAUGGUCAUUGAACCAGGCUUUGGUGUUUUUGGCAGUGUGGACAGGUGCCAAGUCCUGCUGGAAAAUGAAGUCAGCCUCCCCAUAAAGCUCGUCUGCGGAAGGAAGCAUAAAGUGCUCCAGAAUCUCCUGGUAGAUGGCUGCAUUGACCCUGGACUUAAUGAAGCACAGUGGACCAACACCAGCAGAUGACAUGGCUCCCCAAAUCAACACAGACUGUGGAAACUUCACACUGGACUUCAAGCAUCUUGCAGUGUGUGCCUCUCCAUUCUUCCUCCAGACUCUGGGUCCUUAGUUUCCAAAUGAGAUGCAAAAGUUGCUCUCAAUCGAAAAGAGGACUUUGGACCACUGAGCAACAGAUCAGGUCUGUUUUCCUUUAGUCCAGGUAAGACGCUUCUGACGUUGUUUGCUGUUCAGGAGCGGCCUGACAAGAGGAAUACGACAUCUGAAGCCCAUGUCCAGGAUCCGUCUGUGUGUGGUGGCUCUUGAUGCACUAACUCCAGCCUCCGUCCACUCCUUGUGAAAGUCCCCAACACUUUUGAACGGCCUUUUCCUGACAAUCCUCUGCAGGCUGCGGUCAUCCCUGCUGCUUGUGCACCCUUUUCUUCCACACUUUUCCCUUCCACAUAACCUUCCAUUAAUGUGUUUGAUACAGCACUUUGGGAACAUCCAACUUCCUUUGCAAUUACCUUUUGAGGCUUUCCCUCCUUACGGAGGGCGUCAAUGAUGGUUUUCUGCACAACUUCCAGGUCAGAAGUCUUCCCCAUUAUUGUGAUUCCAACUGAACCAGAUUGAGAGACCAUUUAAAGGCUCAGGAACCAUUUGCAGGUGUUAUGGCUUACUUAGCUGAUUAGAGUGGGACACUGUGAUCUUAGAAUAUUGCACCUUUUCACAAUAUUCUAAUUUACUGAGAUUGUGGAUUUGGGGUUUUCAUGAGCUGUAAGCCAUAAUCAUCGCACUUAUGACAAAUCACGGCUUGAACUAUCUUGCUUUGCAUGUAAUGUGUCUAUCUCAUACAUUAGUUUCCCCUUUUACCUUGCAUUACUGAAAUAAAUAAACUUUUGCACAAUAUUCUUGAGUAUCACCUGUACACACCGACACAUACACACACACACACACACACACACACACACACACACACCAACAUAUACAUACAUGCACCCAGACACACAAACAUUAAUACAUGCCCACACCAUGACACAGAUACACACACUCACAUAAAAACACAAACACAGACACACAUAUACAGAUGUGUGCGCAGACACAGAAGCACACUGACAUAUACACACACACAUUCAAACUCAUACACACACACACACGUGAUUUUUUUUUUUAUAUCUCCAGCCACUCUCCUGUCAGUUUACCAUAUGUGCCAGGAGGGUGGCUUGGAGUCCUGCUGCUGGUGGGUGUGAGAGGUCUUGAGCUCUUCAUGCUCCUCUCCCCUCAUGUUGCGGCUGCCUCCCAGGAUGCUGGGAGAAAGUGACAGGCUGUUGCUUUCUCCCACCUGGCCGACAUUACAGGGGUCUGGUCGCGGUCUUAAAUAAUUCAGCAGUAAUGUUUACCCGGUGCUAUAAUCUUUUUUUUGUCAUCCCACAGUCACUCUGGUGGAGAAGUACCAACAGUGUGGCUUUCAGAAGAUCUGGUUGGCGAGUGCUUUUAAGGGGGCCACAGGGACAAACCAACAGCUCACUCACAUUGCCCAUCACCUGGAGAACCACAGACAUUGGCUGCAGGUAGCGGAGGCAGUGCCACAGAGCAUCCUACAGGGGAUGGCAUUGACUGGAUGGCAGAGGUAGGAUAUAUAGCACAAAGCAACAAGAAAACACCAAACAAUGUGAUUUAGCAGUUCCUAAAGAUUUCAUUUUUCAAAUAUGACCUAGUAUAAGUUAUUAUUACCCAACUCAUAUGUACUCAUUGCAAGGGUGAUAAGCAGAGUUGACCUUCUGGGUAUAGAAUUUACAAAUCUGAGCUCGGAGAGGUAACAUAGCCCUAUGUCUUGCAAAAUGCCAGGUGGCAGAGUCAGUUUUUAUAUACAAAAUAGCUUACUAUCAGUUGUAGACAAUUAUUUCACCAGCACACCGUCGUAAUCCACCUUUGUCGUAGUUUGUCGUAAUCCACCUUUCUUCUUACUGUGCAGGUACGACCAUUUCUCAGUGCUGUGUGAGCUGCUUCCAGUUGCGAUUCCAUCCUUGGCUGUGUGUCUGCAAUUCCUAAAACAUGGUACAGUUCAUGUCUCCUGUUUCAGCUUCUUCCACUUUGUUUAAAAGCAGAAUGUAGCAUGAAAUGAAAGUAGAUAUUUCCCCAGGGUCUCCUUAUUGAUGGCUACUGAGAAUUCAUACUAGCUAAGUCAGAUCUUCAUUAUAUUGUGCUAAAUGGCUGAAGGGCAUUUCACAGCUACAGCGAGGCUGGCAAGGUCUGAAAUAUGCCCCAAACACAAAAAGAAAACAUGCUUUAAUUCCUGUGGUUAGAGAGUAUACAAUGAGUGAUCAUAGGCAGAGUUAAAAAUAUGAACAUUUAAGUUGUCAUUAAAAAAUCGGCCAAAAUAAAAAAAAAUCUGGAUAUUGAUUAAAAUGUCCUGAGAGUUAAUAGUCACGAUUAACUCUUAAGAAAUUUUCUGCUCCUGGCACUUAGUUAUAGAGUGUUCUACACAGUGACAUUUAUUGUGUGUAGUCGUUAAGGUAGAAUAAUGAAUCAUUUAAAUUAAUUUUUAGUUUAUAAUGAUACUCUGUUAAGCACAACACAUUUCCUUAAAAAUUUGAGUUUUAAUUUUUAAAAGAUAACUGUCAUCAGAAUUUUUUAUUAUUAUUAUUAUAAGAAUCCUUUCAACAUGUAAAAAGAUAAGCAUUUUUUUUAAAAUGAAGUAUAUGUAAAAAUACCUGAAAAUCUGGCCAACUCUGCCCUGCUUAGCAGAGCACAUAGGACGAUGACUGAUGACCUCACCACUCUGUGCAAGGAGCAAAGCAGGAGCCUAACGGUCAGAUUCUAACUUGGUUCGACCAAAGGUGUUCUGUAUGGCAGAAGGAUCUAGUGUUCUGCGAAAGUAGGGGACAGAUUUUCAGGUAUUUUUUAUUUUAUUUAAAAAAAAAAUUGUUUUUUUGCAGUGCAUAGAAUUUUAACAACAUGUGUGCGGUGCCCCAACGGCAUUCCUUAAACACAACAAAACAUUGGGGUAUUCAAGAUUAUGUGCACAUUUUUUGUGGUUAUAAUAACAAGAGUAAUCAUGUUUCAGUUAUUGCCUGCCAGGUGGGGACAUGGGGAGUCGGCCGCUGGGUGGGGCGGCGAGCCCUCCUCCAGUGUGGGCGAUGUUUCGGGGUUGCGCCCCAAUUGGCCUUUGGCCCGGGUAGGCCAGUAGUAGGUGGCACAGGCUUUAGUAGAGUCUCCUGUGCCCUCUGGCUCUCAACCCUCCGGUCUGCCUCCUGUGGCUGUGCCGGUUUAAUCGUGCAGCGACACCGCAGGGCUUCCCAGCGUUGUGGUGGUAUGGGUGGGCAUAGUUUGCUCCACAAUUUCCGCCAGAAUUCUUGAAAUUGUCUGUCCAGCCGGGUAAGUAUGUCGCUGGAAUGCGGGAGCCAAGCUUCCUCCGCCAAGUUGAUGGGGCUGCGAGUUUGCAGGUCUGUUCUUGCAAUAGAUCCCCUUGAUUGCGUGUAGGUCAGCUCACCCGGCGGGGACCGAGUUAUAGAGUGCGACCUGGUAGGCCUCUGUCUGGUUUGCAAGGCUGAGUUACAAGCUUCCGCCAUUUUGGAGGCCCUUACCCCCCCGUCUUGCUUGGAGAGGUCGCGGGCUUACAUGGAGGUUGCCGGGUGCGGGGCUCUCUGGCUGGCGGGGACCGGGAUGUCCCCCACCGGUCCAUGGGGGGGGGGGUAGUGUCCCAAGCAUACUGUUGGCCAUGUGCUUCUGCCGGGAAAGCGGCCGCCUUUCUCCGCCGCCUCCCUCGGUAGGCCCCUAUGUGCACCGUGUGGGUUUGGUGUCUCUGGGUUCGGGCCGGUUUCCCCAGUCCAUUGGACCACCUCCAGGGGGGUGAGAGCACUUUAGCCCGAUUUAUGCACCGUUUUUAUGCUUGAUGAACAGGAGCUAGUGCAGAGCAUGUCUUCUCUGCUCGCUAGUCAGGCUCCGCCCACCGAUUUUCAGAUAUUUUUACAUUUACUUAAUUAAAAGAAAAAUUAAAAAAGUCAUAUCUUUUCAUUACAUGCUGCAAAGAUUCUUAAAAUAAUAAAGAAAAAGAUUUCUGGUGACAGUUGUUCUUUAAAAACUAUCAUUCUUACAUAUGUUUGGCUGCCCGGGUUUAAAACAGUUUAAAUUAUAUCAGUCUAUAAGCUAAAGAGACACCCGUAUUAUACAAGGUUCCCUAUAACAUAUCCUUGCUUUUUAUUACAUAUCAGGUUCCUGUUCUGAGCAAGUGAUUGGCUCCGUGAAAAGCAUCCUGGGAAUGCCACAUUUGGAGAUUGAAAACUUUGUAAGGUGACCUUAACAUCUGCUGCUGGUUUCAUGGGUGUCUUGAGCUAGGUUCCGAGCAGUAAACAUGCCAUCAUUGUUGUUCAUUGUAAGAUCUAAGCACCUACCAUUCUAGGUCUUGCAAAAUACAGUGCAACAGGGAUAAAACUGCUAGUAAUCAGAAAUGUUAUUUGUACCGUGGAUGUCCUUAAAAAAAUUCACACUCCAGAAAAUGUGAUUUAAACUCAAACUGUGGGGAUAGUGGUUUAAUUUAGAACAUUAACACUCAGUCCUUUCUAGGUCAAUAGUCCAAUGUUCCCAAUCUGCAAUUCUAAAAUGUCCCUAAUGCAGAUAAAUAUGUUUUGUUGUUUUUUAUACAAUUCAGUGUAUCAGUUUUGCGCUUUAAUAAAUAUUGGUUUGAGGAUUACCAAGAUUUUAUUGUGCAGUUCUAACCAUCUAUUGUUUCAUUAAAGGCACACUGUAGGCACAUAGCGACUUCAGCUGAUUAAAGUGGUUAUGGUGCCUGGAGUUAGCAGGUGGCAAGGGCUACAUGGCUGUUAUACAGUUACUCACUAUUUAGCUUUGAUGCUCUGUACCCAGCAGGCUGCAAACUCUCUCUUAAUGAUGAUAUGGCACCUCACACCAUGCCAGGGAUACCAGGCAGUGCUCUGCUGAGAGUAUUAGCUGAUCCCUGCCCGCAAUCCAGGUAUUCAUUUGCAUGUCGUUUUGCCAUAUUGUGAUUGGGGGCCUGACAGCAGAGAAAGUGGUUAUGCUGUCUACAGUGUCCCUCUAACCAUCUGUUAGCCUAAAGAGACAGGUAACCAUUUUUCCUUUUUUUUUUUCACUCUUUCAAUAACACAAUGACUAUCCUAAUAACAGCGAGCCAACGGGGACUUUUCCUGGUAGUGAUCUUCUAACUCUCAUCACGCAAAUCAUUUGUUUCCUGAAGACAUCUAUGAAAGAUUUUCUGGAAGGGAACAGGUCAGUAGCAGUGAGUCUGGAGGGGAACACGUCAAUGCAGUUAACAGGGAGUCUGGAAGGGCACAGGUCAGUGGUAAUAGCAGUGAUUUACAUGAUGCAGAACAGGUCAGUGAUAGUAGAGGUGAAUAAAGUGCAGAGAACAUGGAAUGGCUGCUAGUAGGGAGUAAAAUUAAGGGAACAGGCCAGUGCCAGUAUCAGUGAGUCAAGAAAUAAACAGGUCUGGCCUUGUAGCAGUCAAUCUGGAAGCAGAAAAGUUCAAUGCAAUAGCAACCAGUAAUUAAUAGGGAGAUGAGGGCAGGGCAGUUUUAUUAGUUGGUAGUCUAAAGGGCAGCAAGCCAGGGCUGGCAACAGGAAAACUGGGGAGGGGGGGGGAGUAGGUCAGUGCCAGCAGCAGUGAGCCUGUUGGGGAGAAGGACAGCACUGGCAGCAGUGAGCCUGGAGAGGAGCAGGUCAGUGCCGGCAGCAGUGAGCCUGGAGAGGAGCAGGUCAGUGCCGGCAGCAGUGAGCCUGGAGAGGAGCAGGUCAGUGCUGGCAGCAGUGAGCCUGGAGAGGAGCAGGUCAGUGCUGGUAGCAGUGAGCCUGGAGAGGAGCAGGUCAGUGCUGGUAGCAGUGAGCCUGGAGGGGAGCAGGUCAGUGCCCGCAGCAAUGUCUGGAGAGGAGCAGGUCAGUGCCGGCAGCAGUGAGUCUGGAGGGGAGCAGGUCAGUGCCGGCAGCAGUGAGCCUGGAGAGGAGCAGGUCAGUGCCGGCAGCAGUGAGCCUGGAGAGGAGCAGGUCAGUGCCGGCAGCAGUGAGCCUGGAGAGGAGCAGGUCAGUGCCGGCAGCAGUGAGCCUGGAGAGGAGCAGGUCAGUGCUGGCAGCAGUGAGCCUGGAGAGGAGCAGGUCAGUGCUGGUAGCAGUGAGCCUGGAGAGGAGCAGGUCAGUGCUGGUAGCAGUGAGCCUGGAGAGGAGCAGGUCAGUGCCGGCAGCAGUGAGCCUUGAGGGGAGCAGGUCAAUCAUGGAGUGAGCUUUGGUUGGUGUGUGUGACCCCUCUGCUUUUUUGUUUGGAUAUUUAGGUUUGUCACAGGCUGGUUCAGUCCUUACCACCGGAAGCGGAAAAUUGUUCAUCCAAUAAUGGUGCAGCAGAUCCAGCCAGAGGCGAUAAGGUAAAAUCUUAAUUGUUGUUCUGUUAGCAGAAAACAAAGCUUUCUUGGACAUGUAGUUCAGCUAUUAGCUUUGUACUUAUAAUUGCUGUUAGCCGAUGUACAACUCCCAGAAACAGGGCUGGAUUUAGCCUCUUUGCUGCACCAAGGCCAGUUUCCUCCAUACCCCAUCGCUGGCCCAUUGUACAUACAUACAUAUUAUAUACACAGUAUGUACCUGUCAUUAAUGAACAGCAAGGGAAAUAAGAUGUGAGAGCUCCUCCGCAAUACAACGUACAGAAAUGUACAGUGUUUAAGUGUAUGACAGAGCCCCAAUGCAAUAAAACUGGCUGAGAGUGAUGUAUGUGAAGGCUGUAUUAUGACUUCAGGCAACUACACAUUUUAUUAUUUAAUUUAAAAAAUAAAAUAAAAAGUGGUCAUGCAAAAACUACAACUAAAUAAAUUUUGCCAAAACCUAGAAAAUGCAUAAAAGCUGCAUUGGUGCCUGGAGUGAACACUCAUGGUUUUCUAACAUUCUCCAUGUGCAGCAUGGGCAUAGGAACCCCCACAAAUCUGGGAGGGAUAGCAUUCUUACUUGCCGGGUAUAUUCUUAUUCAGUAAACUGGGAGUUGUUUAUCCCAUUGUACAGCGCUACGGAAUUUGAUGGCGCUAUGUAAAUAAUAAUAAUAAUGUUACAUUUUAAGUGUGUGACAUAAUAUGUGAAGCAUAUCAGUGUAUCGCAUAGCUCCACAGCAAUACAACUGACAGUAAUGUGUGAGGUGCAAGUACAUCACAGAACACCUCAGCAAUAAAAUGCAUGGGAAAGUGCAGUGUGUGAGUGUAUCACAAGCUCUACAGCAAAAUAACUCUCAGGAACGUGCAGUUUGUGAGCGUAUUACAGAUCACCUCAUCAAUACAAUGCACAGGAAUGUACAGUGUUUGAAUAAAUAUCAGCCAACCCAAUGUGUGGCAAAACACUGCACUUCAACAAUCAGCAUCUCCUCACAAAGAUGCGUUGAAUCAAUGCAUUUCUAUGAGGAGUGUUCAGCGUGAAUGCUAGUGCUUCACGUUGUGCAACACAGGACUAGGAAGCACCUCUAGUGGCCGUCUGAUAAGGUAUUCCUCGGCAGUAAUGUAAAUACUGCCUUUUUCUGAAAAAGGCAGUGCGCUUACAUUAAAAUGCCUGCAGAGACAUGCUAUAAGCACCAAAACUACAACGUUUAGCCGUUCUGGUUCUGGUAACUAUAGUGUCACUUGAAUAUAGAGGGGGAAAAAGAAUCAUCACAAAUGUAUGAAAUUAAAAUGUCUAUCAUUAUUCUAAAAAAAUAUAUAUAUUUUUUUUUAAACGGAAAAAAAAACCUAUGCACAUUCCUAGCUCGAUUUUGUAGCACAAACCCUGACACAAACAUUUGUACUUUGCAGAUUACUUUUUAUAUUUUUUUAAUACAUAUACAGACUGUGUAAUACUGCCCCUUAACCCCCACCAACCAGCACAUAAAUUAGCACAAAUGUAUGAUGUAAAAUGGCUGUAUCAUUAUUCAAAAAAUAAAAAAGCACAACUACUGACACAAAUAUUUUGUAUUUACAAAUAAAAAAAAUAUUUUUGUAAACAAUGUGCAGAUAGUACUGUACUAAUGAUAUCCCUGGCUGGAUAGGAGCAUUCCAUGUGCUCAGUAUGGCAUCCCUGGCCGGAUGGGAGUAUUCCAUGUGCUCAGUAUGGCAUCCCUGGCCGGAUGGGAGUAUUCCAUGUGCUCAGUAUGGCAUCCCUGGCUAGAUGUGAGCAUUCCAUGUGCUCAGUAUGAUAUCCCUGGCCAGAUGUGAGCAUUCCAUGUGCUCAGCAUGGUAUCCCUGGCUGGAUAUGAGCAUUCCAUGUGCUCAGUAUGGCAUCCCUGGCUGGAUAGGAGCAUUCCAUGUGCUCAGUAUGGCAUCCCUGGCUGGAUGUGGGCAUUCCAUGUGCUCAGUAUGGCAUCCCUGGCUAGAUGUGAGCAUUCCAUGUGCUCAGUAUGGCAUCCCUGGCCGGAUGUGAGCAUUCCAUGUGCUCAGUAUGGUAUCCCUGGCUGGAUGUGGGCAUUCCAUGUGCUCAGUAUGGUAUCCCUGGCUGGAUGUGGGCAUUCCAUGUGCUCAGUAUGAUAUCCCUGGCUGGAUGUGAGCAUUCCAUGUGCUCAGUAUGGUAUCCCUGGCUAUAUGUGAGCAUUCCAUGUGCUCUGUAUGGCAUCCCUGGCUAGAUGUGAGCAUUCCAUGUGCUCAGUAUGGCAUCCCUGGCUAGAUGUGAGCAUUCCAUGUGCUCAGUAUGGCAUCCCUGGCCGGAUGUGAGCAUUCCAUGUGCUCAGUAUGGUAUCCCUGGCUGGAUGUGGGCAUUCCAUGUGCUCAGUAUGGUAUCCCUGGCUGGAUGUGGGCAUUCCAUGUGCUCAGUAUGAUAUCCCUGGCUGGAUGUGAGCAUUCCAUGUGCUCAGUAUGGUAUCCCUGGCUAUAUGUGAGCAUUCCAUGUGCUCUGUAUGGCAUCCCUGGCUAGAUGUGAGCAUUCCAUGUGCUCAGUAUGGCAUCCCUGACUAGAUGUGAGCAUUCCAUGUGCUCAGUAUGGUAUCCCUGGCUGGAUGUGGGCAUUCCAUGUUCUCAGUAUGAUAUCCCUGUCUAAAUGUGAGCAUUCCAUGUGCUCAGUACGGUAUCCCUGUCUAGAUGUGGGCAUUCCAUGUGCUCAGUAUAUCCCUGGCUGGAUGUGGGCAUUCCAUGUGCUCAGUAUGGUAUCCCUGUCUAGAUGUGAGCAUUCCAUGUGCUCAGUAUGACAUCCCUGGCUGGAUGUGAGCAUUCCAUGUGCUCAGUAUGACAUCCCUGGCUAGAUGUGAGCAUUCCAUGUGAUCAGUAUGAUAUCCCUGGUUAACCCCUCUAUCCACCCGUCCCUAAUCGUUUCCCCUCCAACCACCUAGCCUCCUAACCCCCAUAAAACAAGUAAUAUAUCUUCUUGUACUUACAGUACUGAAGACUCCAGCAGUGCUCUGGGCUCAAGGUUCAGGGCUGAAAGCGCAAGGCGCAGCUCUGCAGUUGUAGGAGACCGGGGCUCACCCUAGCGUUGCCGUGACUCCACAUGACAUCAUGGAACGCGCAUACGCAGAGGGCAAGGGAGGUCGGGAGGAGGAGCAAACAAAGUCCUUUACUAUGCGGCGAUGCCGAAUAGUGGAGGAUUCAAUCAGAUCAGGAUUUGAGAGGGAACAUUUUUAGCAUAUUAUUGUGGGCAGCGGGGCUCAAGAGGCAGCUGCCUUGGGCCCCCCAGGAGCAACUGGGCCCGGGGCAGCUGCCCCUUUUGCCCCAUGUUAAUGGCUGCCCUGUGACCACAUUUCCUAACUGCCAUUUAGGGACACUUACUACCCCCUCUACCCCUUCCAUUCAUAUUACUACACUAUCCCUUCCGUUCAUAUUACUACCCACCCCCCCAUAUCCCAUACCCCUUCCGUCCAUAUUACUACCCCCCCCAUAACCCUUCCGUCCAUAUUACUAACCCCCCAUACCCCUUCCGUCCAUAUUACUAACCCCCCAUACCCUUUCCGUCCAUAUUACUACCCCUACCGUUCAUAUUACUACCCCCCCAUACCCCUACCAUUCAUAUUACUACCCCCUAUACCCCUUCUGUUCAUAUUACUAACCCCCAUACCCCCGUUCCGUUCAUAUUACUACCCCCAUACCCCUUCCGUUCAUAUUACUACCCCCAUACCUGUUCCGUUCAUAUUACUACCCCUCCUAUUCAUAUUACUACCCCCACAGCCCCACCCCCUCUAGUCAUAUUAGUAGCCCCCUUACCCCCUUCAUUCAGAUUAUUAGCCCCCUCCAUUUAUAUUUGUACCCCUCCUACCCCCCUCCAUUCAUAUUAGUACCCCCUUCUACCCCUAUUGGUACCCUUCCACCCCCCUCCAUCCCUAUUAGUAGCCCCUAACCCCUUCCAUUCAUUUUACUACCCACCCCCCUCCCCAAAUUAUAUCUCCCCUCUAACACUUCCAUACUAAAUACCUGGCAGGGCAGGCAGCUGCUUUUUUUCAGAGCCGGCGUCUGAGCUUAUAAUGACGCCGGCUCCACUCUCCCCCUUGCACACUGUUGUUCAAACGGCGCAUGGUGUCAGACUGAGCGCCAGGUAGUCACGUGACACCCGGCGCUCCUAUGCAGAGGGGGAGGCGCUCCCCCUCCCAGUGUACAGUUCCAUUAUGGAGCCGCACGCAGCCUGUCAGGGGGAGGGCAACCAUCAGUUGUCAGUCUGACAAGUGAUUUUUGCGCUCCCCUUCGGCCGGCGGACCUAGGGGCGAUUUCUGCAUUAUCUGUGUGUCCCCCGGAUGAUUUCCUGGGGGGGAUGCGUCCUACGACCGUGAUGUGCAGGCACGGUAGUUUAUGCCAAGAGAUUGUGUAACUUUAGAUUAGCUGGACGGGCAGUUUAUGGGCAAAGUGCUGGACUUUAGGUGCCAGGAGAACCUUGUUUUUUUUUUUUUUGUCAAAGUGCAUACAGUUUCUACAGAGUAGAUGGUACCCAAAAACAUUUAGAGUAUUGCAAUAAUCAGUAGUAGUGUAUAGCGUCCCUUUAAUUGUACUUAAUGAUAUUUCAUCAACCUCUACUCAAUGGAAUCUUUUGAUCCUGGGAUUUGAACAGUUGCUAUAAUUUGUGCAUUAAUCAGCUAAGCUAUAAACAAUAAGUCAGCCUCUCACAGUUAAACCACAAAUACAUAAAAUUGUACUAUUUUUUUAUUUUUUUUGUGAUUAGUUUUUUUCUAACAAUAGCAAUUCAUCUGCUGACAGUGCAACCAUUGUGAAACAAGUAGGAAAAAAUAAAUGAACAGAAGUAUGCAACUUAAACAUGACUUGCCCUUCCUCAGCCUCCUGUCAAGAUGGACGCCAGUAAUGGAAGCAGUACAGGCAGCGUUGCUUAGUAUCUAUCCCAUGAGUACAGCUGAGGAAUGGAUGGAAGAGUAUGCACUGCCAUGUUUCCUGGAAAUUCAGGAACUUGUGAACGACUUGAACACUGCUCUGGGGAACGUAGAGUAGAUCAGUACUCUCUACCGUCAACCAGUAGCGGAGCCUUCAAAUUUAAUGAUUAAAUCUAUUCACACUCCUUGAUUUAUUUUAUUUCUUUUUUUUUACAUUCUGCACCUUUUUCAUAGGAACAAUCUACAAAAAACUAUAUUCAAAAUUAAACCAAAAAAGUUCCAAGAGAGAUUUCAUCUGAUCACUUUAUAAAGUACUGUUUGUUACUCUACUCAAACAUGCUAUAGGUCAGGUGUAGGCAACUUUCUGCAUUCCAGAUUGUACAGACUACAUCUACCAUAAUGCUGGCAAUGCAUCAGGGGAGAUGUAUUUCACAACAUCUGGUGUGCCGAAGGUUUGCCUACUAUUGAGAGAGAUAGAGAGAUAGAUAUAUAUAUAUAUAUAUAUAUAUAUAUAUAUAUAUAUAAACGAGGGCUUGCACUCCUGGUGUAAUCCUGUGGUGCCUGGUGCUGGUCUGGCAAGGAUCAUGUAGACAUAGCAGAAAUGACCGCACUCCAAGGACUCCAUGUGGGAGCUGAAAUGUUGACUUUUUAAAUGGAUUGAAUAAAAGUUACAUUUUAUUUGAAAAUCUCUAUAAAGUCCUUGGAGUGCGGUCAUUUCUGAUAGAUAGAUAUAGAUAUAUCUAUCUAUUUUAAUUAUACUGGAUGCGCUUUUUGCAUUUGAGAAAGCUCUCAUCUCCAAGCAGUUAGAGUUGCUAGUUAUUACGUUCCUGAGUUAAUGUCUAAAGAUUUUACUUAACUGUGAAAUGUACCUGCUGCAGAGCAGGUGGCAAAUUCUGUCCCAUUUACAAAGCCAAGAGUGAGUCAGUAGUUACAUGUGAUCUGCAAAGGUCUUCCACCUUACACAUGGACUAUCGUUAGAAAAACAGAGCAUCUGAACAUUACAUGGCAGGAGAUGGC